This is a messenger RNA of Hyalella azteca, 11321 nucleotides long. RefSeq names its product histone-lysine N-methyltransferase, H3 lysine-79 specific (gene gpp). The transcript is spliced from 22 exons. Gene Ontology annotation, molecular function: histone H3K79 methyltransferase activity. Gene Ontology annotation, biological process: DNA damage checkpoint signaling; regulation of transcription regulatory region DNA binding; DNA repair. The coding region runs from base 163 to 8127 and encodes 2654 amino acids. Gene Ontology annotation, cellular component: nucleus. Lineage: Eukaryota; Metazoa; Arthropoda; Malacostraca; Amphipoda; Hyalellidae. The record is from RefSeq and is a predicted model, not a curated record.
CCUUGUGAGUGAUGGUGUGUUUCUAUCUUUGCUCCAAUGCUAAAAAUGGGGCUGUUUCAUUCUAAGUCAGUGUAUAGUAGAGUUGUUUAUAUUGAUUCGUUGUUCUCAAAGUGUUGAGUGAGAGAGCAGAAGAUGUGUUUUGUGAUGUAAAUAUAGUGAAAUAUGUCCACCGUAAAGUGCAGUGCUGAUAAUAAUGCCUUUGAGCUCAAGCUUCAUUCUCCAGCCGGAGUCGAGCCUUUCGUUUUCACGUGGCCUCUCUCCACAUCGGGCUCGGAUAAAAAUGAUGGUGCCUAUGACAUCGUUGAGACAAUACGAUGGGUGUGCGAGGACAUCCCGGAGCUCAAGAUCGCUCUCGAAGUCAACGUGCUCGCAGACUACGACACCAGGAGCUACGAGAGCAUGAAGCAGCUGUGCGACAAGUACAACCGCGCCAUUGACUCCAUCAUACAACUUGAGAAGGGAACGAGUCUGCCUGCAGUUCGCCUCAACAAGCGACCGAGCAGAGGGAUGUUGAAGCACAUCCUAACGCAGAUCUACAACCAGGCCGUCGAAGACCCGGAGAAGCUCAACCAAUAUGAACCUUUCUCUCCCGAGGUUUACGGGGAGACUUCAUACGAGCUCAUCUGCCAAGUGAUCGACCAGAUCCACAUCACAGAAGAGGACACCUUCAUAGACCUGGGCUCGGGCGUGGGGCAAGUCGUACUGCAGAUGGCGGCCGCGACGCUCUGUAAGCGCUGCUACGGCAUCGAGAAGGCUGACACUCCUUAUAGAUACUCGGAGACGAUGGUGAAGCUGUACAAGCGAUGGCUCGCCUGGUACGGCAAGAAGCACGGCGAGUACAAACUUGUACAGGGAGACUUCCUACAAAAGCAGCACCGGGAGUGGAUAACGUCCAGCACCAUCGUCUUCGUGAAUAACUUUGCGUUUGGCCCCACCGUGGACCACAUGCUCAAGGAGGUCUUUGCUGAUCUCAAAGACGGCGCCAGAAUCAUCUCUUCUAAAAGCUUCUGUCCCACUAACUUCCGUAUUACUGACCGUAAUCUAAGUGAUAUUGGUACAAUCAUGCACGUGUCGGAGCUUACGCCGCUUUCGGGGAGCGUGUCGUGGACGGGCAAGCCAGUCUCCUACUACCUGCACAUCAUCGACCGCACCAAGUUGGAGCGCUAUUUCUUAAGAGUAAAGAAUCCCAAGCUGAGGAGCUCAUCUAAGCUCACAGACGAGAAGCAAGCUCCUGUGGCUGAAGAGAACGCAGCGGUAGCAAUGCUGGCAAUGAACAGUAACGCUGUGGGCGCGACAGUCGUGACUAACGGCACCACUAGAAGAGGGCGCAGCAGACAUGCACCUAACCACACACGUAAAGCCUCGCCUCAUAGCAGCGAAACAAGCUCCACCAACUCCUCCGUCGAGAACAGUACUGAGGAGACUCCCAUCAUUGGCCCCACGACACGCCGCGCCUGGAACGAUUGGUGUAGCGGCGGCAGCGGCGGUGGUUCAUCUGCAGCCUCGUCAAUAUCAUCCUCAUCACGCGGUUCCUCGACUAACUCCAAAACUCUGUCCGUCUCUAACUCGAGUGGGUUAGAAGAGCACCCUACCGUCAAUGGCCCCAUCACCGGUAAAGUGUUUAGUGGAUCAUCCCCCAAUCACCUGAGUGUAGCGUUCAAGCCUGCCGUCGAGUCAACUCACGUCUCAGGUCUUACAUCAAAUGCCCACUUGAGCGGCAGAAGCAGUAGUGGUGGUCGUAGCGGUCGUCGUAGUCAACGCAGUAGUGGCAGUGUGGACAGCGUUGGUAGCAGUGGUAGCAGCACUACUGCCGUCCCGGGUACCAUGGAGAGCUUGAUGUCUCUCAGCGUGGACAAUGGGCGUGCUGAUGACUUACAGUCUGAAACCUCGAGACAUGUCAAGUGCCGGCAAAGUAGCUCGUCGCGAACGCCUUCAACUCAUGCAGAGAGUAACAGCGAGUCUGAAGUACCGCUCGCUUCUGAGCUGCUUGAGCAAAAUUCCAUGUCGGGCCUAAACAACGGAUUUUCGGACCUGCGCGGUGCCUUACCUGUCCUCCACAUUGGUUUGUCUGCAUCCACGUCUCUCAGACGGACACAGAGACGAGCCGCCGCAAAUAAGCCGUCCAUUAUCGAUGAUCCAGACCCUCCUAUAGUGCUACGGCCGAGUCGCCGCAGCACGACGAUGCAGGGCGGGCCUCACGGUGGGGGACGCCGUGGCGGUCGUAAGGGCGGACGAGCUGGCAAAAAGGCUCCUCCGAUCCACAAAAUCAACGGCCUUGAUCUCCUUCACACACGGACGUUGCUCAGCACAAAUGUCCAGAUUGAAGAAGUACGUCAGACCUACAAGGAGGCGGCGCCAGGCUGCAUAGACCAGAAGUUAUCUCUGUUCUCUGCGUCUGACGGCAUCAUGCGGCACGAAGAGCUGCCGAUCCCACCCUCGACGUCCGCACCCUACGCCCUGGAGGUGCUGCUCGACUCCUUCCGCCAGCAGUUCAUGGAGAUGCUCGACAGCAUGAGGCACGACUCCUACACUCACUUCGUCUCCAAACAAAUCGAGGAGGAACGGGCCAAGAACAAGUCACUGAAGUCGCGCGCUGCUCAGCUCGAGCGUCAGAUCAAAGUUCUCAUUGACGACUCAGUGACGCUCCUCAAAGCCCGCAUAGCCGAGCUCGGCAUGGCCGCCGCCAACCCCGAGGACCUCCUCAACAGGGCUAAGGAGAUUGUAUGGCGACACAAGGAGCUACAAGCGCACGUGUCGGCGCUACAGCAAGGCGUCGCGGCGGCAGAACAGGAGCAGGAGAAGCUAGUGCGACGUCGCAAACAUGAGAUCCUCUCCAAAUACUCGACUAACAGAAGCAACGGACACGUCAAUGGGACGAUUGACUCGUCUCAAAUCAGCGAGGACUUCAUCCUGAGAGAAAUAUCCUUAACUUUGUCACAACGUAAGAAGCUUCACGUUCAAGUCUCGAAGCUGGAGAGCGAGCUCACUACGUUGGAAAACUCGUGUCAGCUCAGCGACACUCAGCACGGUCAGGCCGUCGCAGGGGCUGGCGCCGCGUCCGCUCCUGUCGGGAAGGCUGCCGCCUCUAACGUCCUGGGCCGCGUUGAACGGCUGCCCUGCUCUGCUGUAGGUGAGAGGGUCGCCACCAUAGCUGGUGGUAGUACGGUUGUGCUCACGGCUCCUCCUUCUGAAAAGUCUCCUGGCAGACACGGCUCGUCGCUGAGUCCUGCUUCUUCCUCCAAGUCCAGGCAUCGCAGCAGGAACCAGGAGUGGCCUGCCGUGCCUGACAUCGGCAAGAUUGAGGAGAAGAAUCCUGAGCUGCUGGCCAUGAAGAUAUUAGAGACUGGCAGACAAAUCGAGGCGGGCAGAAUACCUGUGCUUCCUCCGGGCACAGAAGUGCGCUGCGUGGAGUUGAGAGGCAACAACACUCGCAUAGAAUACAACCCCAUGACGCGUGUGCCACAGCACCCACAGCACCUUCCAACUUCUUCCCAUGUUCCCUCCACGUCAUCCUCCCUCCCACCGCACUCGUCACAGUCACAUCAAGCUUCACAUGUGCGCUCAUUAUCUCCACAAUCUCUUCACCAGCAUCCCGUGCACCAACAGCAGCAGCUUCGUAAUUCAGCCCCCAACAAAGAUGUUGCGCGUGUGGUUCUAGUAUCUCACCGAUGUCCCCCUGGGGCUAUUGCCGUCAAGGAAAAUUCUAAAAUGGUUGUCCCCCCUCACUCGUCCCCGCAACUUGGUGUGCACGGCAUGCCUUCCCUUGCUCCUCCUCAACGCAGUCCAGUGGAACGACAGUCCACGUACCAAGCGCUCAGGAACAGUUUAGAUCUCUUACAAAAAGGACAGCAAGCUCCGCCACCUCCUAAUCCAGAUGCACAAGAUAGACUCAAGCUUAUUAUCGCUGAUGUACUUAAUGAAGACAAGCCACCAACCGGCAUGCAUAUGCAAAACAGUCCGACCAAGAUGCAGCAGAACGUCAAUCAACCUCUAGGCAGAAAUCCAAGUUCCGACCGAUACAUGCAGCAGCAAACCUACGAUCCAUCUGGUACCGUAGGCAGACGAGUACCUGAUCCUCUGAAUAGAGUAGUUGAGGGCAGACCAAUGGCUGCCCAUACCCUUACUAGGGCAGACAUGAGCCCACACUCCAUUGAUAGACGAGCGGCUGAGAUGAUGCGCAUUGAUGACAGACGUAAGUUCAUGCGGACGUCCAACGACGGUCGUACGGCAGACGAGGCUCUAGCCAGGGACGUUCUACUGCGCAUGUCUGAUGGAGUACAUAUACGAGAAGCCCACGCUACAGGGCCUUUGCGUAGGGACACCUCUGGGUCACUUCAUCGGCACGAUGAUGUUCGCUCCGUUCAUCAAGAUGAUCGCUUCAUGCAUCAAGAGGAGCGUCUAUUGCAUCAAGAUGAACGCCUGCAUCAACCGCAGCAGCAACAGCAUGCAUCCCUGCCUCCCUCGAGUACUGGCGCUAUAAUGUACCAGUCUCAGCACCUCCAUGCUGGGGAAGGCUUACAUUCACAAAUGGUGGCUUGUUCUCGCGCUUAUCACGCGACUCCUCAACACACUUACCGACCCCAUACCGACGCUAUCCGUGGUCCUGGUGGUGAGAGUGGGCAGGAAAGCGUUGAUACCUUGUGUGGCGAGGAGGAUGACGGAGCACGGGUGGUGUUGAUGCGUGACGAGCGUGGGAGGGACUUGUCUGCUAGAGGCGCUAUGGAUGAUCGCCGGUUUAUGGUGGACACAAGAGUGGCAGGUUUCCAGCAGCCUGACUACACACAGGUAUCUCCUGCUAAGCUUGCUCUGAGGCGCCAUUUGUCGCAAGAGAAGCUGGCACUUGAAUCAGGGGGCAAGCGGCCACACUCUCGCUGCAGCUCGAACUCUUCUUCUGACCUGGUCAUCGUAGAGACUCCUGAUAACUCGUGCGGCGUUGCUGGUAAUUCCAUAGCUACCCGUUUACCGGACAACUCACGGCUACCUGACCGCCUCUUAGGGGAGAGACUUGCAGAGCGGGGCUUGGAAGUAAUUCCCACUGGUCCUCCUCCCACUCCUCCAACGCAACCUACUCCCCCAGUACUGACAUCCCCUACUCUUACCACUCCCCCUACUCCUUCACAACCUACCUGCUCCAUUUCCCCCGUCGAUAUGACGUUGUCAUCAAAGAACUCUUCCCGACCGGGUUCACGGCUUGCCGUGGACGACACUAGAGGCGCGUCUAUAACUCCGGACGGUUCGCUGCGUCCACUUUACUCGCCUGUCUCGCGUCCGAAUUCCACGGAGGCUUCGUCCGGGGCUCCUGACAGCGCACCUAGCAUGGGCGGGCCUUUUGCCCGAGCGCGAUCACCUCGCGGCGUUCAGUUUUACAGCACCGAGAAGCCCUUGAUGCCGCCUCCAAUCCCGUCCCCUGGACGCGACGGCCUUGAGGCUCGACUGGCGCAGCUGCAACACAAAAGUCUUCGAGCUACACCACCCACUGCUGUGUCCCAUGCUAGCUUCGUCUCUGCAUCCUCUGUUCACACCAACAACCUGCCAUCCCACUCAAUAUUCAGCUCAAACGUGGACCGUAGCGCUCCUCAGCUUGAGCUGACCUCGUCGUCUGGAGGCCAGUCAGCGGCGGUGUCAGCCAUCACGUCGGCCAUCGCUGCAGCGGCAACGAAGUACGGCAGCUCAGCCAGUGGUAAUCAAAACAACUCCUCAGUAGCGACGUCGUCUCCUCGUCACAAUACCCCUCCUUCUCCCGUCACUUCUGCUGCUGCUGGUGUUGGCAGUUCCCAGCGCCUGGCUUGGGAUUCAGAUCCUAAAUUACCGAACGGGGACAUCGGCGACGCUGGAAGUCACGGAGCUGCUGCUCCCGCCGUCGAAGGCUUGGCUGCAGCAUUGCAGGCUCGCUAUAUGAUGCAGAAACAGCAAAAAAUGCAACCGCAGGCUAACAUCAAAUUAGAGCCUCAAGAGCGGUGUGAGGAGCCUUCCUCAACCGGAACCCCGCCAGGCUUUCCUGAAUUUCAAAAGCGCAAAAGGCCUCCUUCACCCUCGUCAUCUGCCCCCGUUCCUAACAAGAAAGUUUUAUUGAGUCUCCCUCACUCAACUUCGCCGGCGUCAUCGAGCUGUGCAACCACCACUACCAUUACCACCGCUUCAAAUUCCAUCUCUUCUUCUACCAACACCUCUCAGUCUGCCCCAGCUGGCGCUAGAUCUUGUCCCUCAUCAACAAGCAUUACAUCUUCCCCUCGAAUUUCAAACUCGUCCAACUGCUCUGCAAAUGGUGCCAAUAAUGAUGUUGUAGCCGAAGUAGUGGCACCGGAACCCAGCGUCAACUCACCGGCACCGAAUGCGACGGAGAGCUCAUGCCCUAAUUCCAUAUCGUCUAGUUUAUCAUGCUCAACUAUUUCAAGCGUUACGGUCUCCUGUAACUCUUCAACGACAUUAUCGUCUCCUACGACCAAUACCGUUGAUAUUAACUCUUCAAUCUCUAAUACCAACUCGAGCAGUUAUAAAAACAGAGGAUGUGGCAAUUACGGAAAUGCAAGCAACGGCAACUCCUUGCCUCACUCGGCUUCCGCAACGCUUGCUGCCAUUUCUGCCGCAGCCACCAGCUACUCUAAAGAUUCUAAUCAGAGAAUUGUUAACGGCCCUGCAAGCGACACCAAAAACUGCCAUGAAGACGUCAAGCCGCGUGUCAACGAUAUCAAAAUGGCGAAAAACGAGAAUGAAUUUCCUCACAAUCAUAAUAAACCACCUAGUCGAUCGUCAGGAGAGAUUCUCAAAGGGUCAAGUAACAAAAUGAGCAACGCUACCAAUAAUUACAUGCCGUACAUGAAUUCCCAGAGUCAUGUGGACACUCCGCCUCUUCUGCCACCACCGCCGCCUCCACCGCACCUGAAAAUGGAGCCAGUCGAGCAUAAGUCUGAAGCAGGUGGGGCGGUCGUGCGUCCGGAGUCUCCACAGCUGGAGAACUGGCAGGCGCAGAUCAACAGCGGCUUCGACAAGCUUGUUGCGUACGCGGCUGAAGUUGACAAGCGGCGCAAGUCUUCGGAAACAUCACUGAUGUCAUCCCCCCACCCUGAUGUUUGCCACGACGGGGCGUAUCCUGGAUUUACAAAUGUGGGGAAAUCAACUUCACAUCCUCUUUCUCAGGGCGGUGGCAUUGCUGCUCAGUCAUAUUCGCGCUCAGACAGAGACCGCAGAAUGAACCAUACGGCCAGUGGUCUUGGGGCGAGACUUAUGGACGGGGCACGGCCAGUUGGUGUUCCUUAUUCCCCACACUCCCCACAUUCAAUGUUAAACCCCGUAGCGUCACCUCACGGUGGACCUCCCAGCCCACAAUCUCCCCACAUGCCUUUACAGACUCCUCCCAUCUCCUCACCUCCUCCUACUCCAUCUCCAGAUCUACGGCAUCCUUCUGAAGGAGGGAGCAUCGGAUCAUCUCACCUACCGUCCCCUCCUCACUCCCAUCAAGCUAUGCAGCAUUCCAAUAACUUCUACGAGCAUCAUUUUAAAAAGAAAUUUUAUCACAAGGAGAGAAUGAGCCCAAUUGAUCAGAGUCUGCCCAAUAACCACGACUCGAGGCCUAACAAACACAAUCACAUGACAGCCCCAGGCUCAGGACAUGCAAUCCCUAAGACCGAGCGACUAAGUCCGCAUGACAUGGAUCCGUCCAUGAUGAACCACGGCAUGUCCCAGCAGCAGUACCACAUGCAGUCCGUCCCUCAUCAGCAAUCCGGCAAAUUUCGGCCCAAGGGUAAAGAUUGGCACUGGAGAAACUCUAGAGACUCGUCCCAUCACAUGGCUAAUGAUGCUGGUAUGGUGAAUGCUAUGCAUCACCAGCAGCAAGCAUAUCAUCAUCCACCGCCGCCACCACCACCUCAAUCCAUGCACCACAACAGUCAACGUUCCAUGCGUCAUACUCUUCAUCACCCCAUGAAUCAUCACCACCACCCGUACUCUUCUAAUCCCGGAGGCAUGCCUCACCAUAACUCAGGCAAUGGCGGCCAAAUGAACCAUCACCACUCACGACACAUGACCCAUCCUCAUCACCAUCGCAUGAUGGCAGGACCGGCCGGAGACAUGGGACGGAGUCAAAUGGCGACGCCUGGCGGUGCUCCCGGCUACUACAAUCACUCCUAAAAAAGCGCUUAGUUAAACGAAUAAAUUGAAGGGAUUUGUGUUGACUGCGUGUAUCCUGGUAUCAUGAGCACAGAAUUUUUAUUGCUGCUUGCGGAACGAGGAAAAAACACGUCUUCUCCAUUAAUGGGCAUGCUUGAGGAAGAGUGAUGUUAUUUAAGGCCGGCGGUUCUGCUUUGGGUUAUUUCGUGUUGAAGCUUCACUCAAUGUCUUAGGCCAUUUAUCGACUACUUCACUGUUCUAGGAAAUAAGUAGUCCAGAUCUCAUCUUCGAUUAAUGUUGAAUCAUGCGAGGUGGUCACGUUAAGAUUCCAUUCUCUGUGCGUUCUUUAACCGAGUCGGCGUUAGAGAUAUUUGUAAACAAUUCUGUUACGUUGAAAGUGCUGGAAAAAGUUUUUGUGGUUGAUGGGUGUGUUAAUGCAAGAAGAUAUAGUAUAAAGUGUGGUAUGUGGUAAUGUUCUUCGUGCACAUGAACUGUUGUAAAUACAGAUGUUGAGGCGAAGCAUGUAAAACACAACGCUGACAGUUGCUUAUCAAGGGUGGACUUGCUAGUUCCAUCAUGUAGCGCGGUCCAUUGAAAAUUGCCUUAUUAUUUCUGGUAUCUUUAACUGUGAACUCUUUUAUGUUUUUUUAUUAGCUGUUAUUUAUUUCGCAAGGCUAUUUUUAGUGAAUAUUAAACGUGCUGUUGCUGGAACACGCUUCUGACUUCGUGAGCUAGCCAAUGAUUGAGGCAUUAAGAGGAUAGCUCGGGCUUGAUUUGCUAUACUUUGUCAUUUUUUAAUUUGGAUUUAUAAAAAUGUUCUUACUUUGCCUUGGGAAUAACCUUCCUGAAAAAUUUGUCCAAUUCGAAACUAACUUUGAAAUCAAAGUUGUUUUUGUUCUAGCAUUUGUUUAGCAUUGCCAUCGUGUCCUACUUAUAAUAAUUGUAACGUUACCUGCACAUGUGAGGUCACUAUGAUUCUUCUCGUCGCUGAGUUUUUUUCAACUUGUCUUGAUAUAAGAUUUGUGUUUGCCAUCUUUCAAACUUCAGUCGAAGUGAUGAUAGUUGAAAACUUAUUUCCACAUCUGUUUGCUGGGAAAAUCGGGAUUUUUACAUUUUUUUCUGCUUUUGAAAAGUUGGGCAGUCUUCAAAUGUGGAUGAAGCUGUACCUGAAUCGUGUUAUUUUCUCGGUUUUCAAUGAUUAUUUCCUGCGAUAGAUGUAGUCUUUUCUUUCGUUUCUUUUUCUUGGGCCAAAAAUCUAUGAGAUGAAUUUGUUUCUGGUUUCUGGGCAGAUAAGGAUAUCCAACGUUUUCGUGUCCCACCAGUGGAAAUAUAUUCAAGUUUUGCGGAAUAAGCAGGACAUCAAUACUUGAGCCGAUAUAUUUUUGAUGCCCUGGUGCGAACGUGUAUCAAGUUUGCUAAUCUUGUAUUUAUCAAGUAACAAUGUCAAUUUCUCAUGAUAUUAUAGAACAAUGAACUGAUUCAUUUUUUACAUGAAGAAGCAAAUUUUUCUUCCUCUUCCUCUCUGAUUAACUUGUGUGUGCGUUGGUCGAGGUAAAAGUUCGAUGGAUUAAGUACAUCAAUUUCAAUUGCACGUCAAAUCGAGAAUUUGGCUUGAGUUCAGUCACAUCGCAGACUGUCGAAAAUUGUCUGCUCUCAAAUGACGUUAAUCGCGUUUGAUGACGAUGAGUUUGUCCAGGUUUUGGGUUUUCUUUUUUCAAAAUUUUUUAUUAAGAUGAAGAUUGAAAAUUGCAGGAAAAAUUGAUGAUAUGAUUUUCGAAUUCGUCUAUUGCUUUUAUGUCCAUUUUUAUGAAAUGCAGUCUGAAUUAUAAACUAAAUGUGUAAUUUUAAUGACUAUGACUUGUAAAAUUGUCCCUCUGGCCAAGUUUCUAUCACUUACAUGCUACGAGUGUGGUAUCGCGCUUCUUGAUUUCUUUGCAAUUUUAAUAAAUUUUUCAUUCAACCAAAAUAUAUGUAAUUUCGAAAAAUUACUUGCAAAUUUUUCGAGUAAUUUUGGAGACGACUGAUCUUUGUCAUUCAUGCAUUUUGAAAAAUAAAUUCUAAAAACUACUAAAUUAAUUGAUGAUGAGGUUUAAAUUUCUCGUUACCCUAAUAUACAAUUUUCUGUUGGGAGCGAAGGCCCGAGUGUUUUUUUCGAUUUCUGUGUGUCUGUUUUGAUAUGCUCUUGUUAUAAGCGGAAAGUGCCACGCUAUUAAUGUUUGGCCCUUUAACAUCAGUCUGAACACUGCCAAUUAUUUACCGAGUAAUUAAUGAAGUGAACCGUUUCCUUAUUUUGACUCUGAAUUUACGUUCUAUAUUUACUAUAAUAUCAUAUAAUUCUGUAUUAUUUCUGCGGUGGACAUGUUGUUACUGUUGACUCUAGGUAUUUAUGCCUUUGCUCUGUUCUUUCUCGUGUUUGUUGAUUGCAAUGUCCAACAAGUGAUCGUUUAUUAAGUUGGAACAUUGUUACAAAUAAUUGUGUUCAUUUAGCAUUGUAUGCUUAGUGUAGAGGAUAAGAUUGCUGAUCACUGUCAACUGAUUGUGUUUUAUUUAGAUGAUUACGUGUGGGAUUCUCUUGCCUCGUUUGUCUCGUCCUUUCAAUAAGCAGGCACGUCUAAGUUGCUGGGUGUGCUGAGGAGAGCGUGGGGCUUGAGUAACUUCAUCUGUAGAGUGUGUAGUUACUGUAGAUAUUUCUGUUGGUUAUGACGAGACUGUCCAUGUGACAAUCUUCCAUGUAAGAAGAAGCAAGCGACUCGUAGUAUUGAACUUAAGCAUACAGGCUUCGUUGCGAUUUGCAACUUUCAUUCAUGACAUAUUUGGAUUUUUAAAUGUAUGAAAUGAUGUCUGGGCACUGCAUUUAGUGCAUUUUUCAGCCAUGCUCAUCACAAAUCAAUGUCACACCUGGUCUCAAUUUACUUCUGAUCUCAGGGCAUCGCUUGCUAUUCUGGAUGUCACCUUUUAUUAUUUUCUGACGACUGAAGCGUUAAAUUUGUUGCAAGCUAUGUCGAUUUCAGGAAAAAAUAUUUCAUUUAUAUGUGUUAUCGUUUAUGUUAGUUCUGAUUUUUGGGCGCCUUUUUAGAAAUGAAUCGAAGAGGGACAUGUUUUCCUAAACUUGUAUGACUGUACAUAUAUUACUGUGGAUCGAUAACUGCCGCUCUGAGUAUUUCUUUUUGGUGGAUUACAGCUGCAGUUGUCUGUAAUAAACAAAUGUCAUCUAA